Messenger RNA from Zootoca vivipara (common lizard), 4875 nucleotides. NCBI's taxonomy places the organism in Eukaryota, Metazoa, Chordata, Lepidosauria, Squamata, Lacertidae. The record is from RefSeq and is a predicted model, not a curated record.
CCCUCGCGCUCCCGUAAGGCGGGCACAAGCCGUCCCCGCCACGCAGAGCCGGCGCAGGAGGCUGGGCUCCAGCACACGGCUUGAGAUGCAUUGUUCCUGUGGGGAGGCUCGGAGCUGGAGGUGGCGGCGAGGGUGGCGACGGCGAGGGUUGGUGGCUGCGGAGCCCCUCCAUCUCGGGCCUCUCCCCGUCUCCCUUCGCGCCGCGGGGCUGUAGGAAGCGGGCCCAGCGGCUCUCCAAAGACCCCUGCUGUCCUCCGUCGCUCGCCUCUCUUCCCCCGAACCGUUGGGCUGAGCGCAGGCGGGGGAAGGGCAGCGCAGGAGCCUCCCAAGGGCUGGUGAUGCCCACAACUGGGAAGGGGCAGCCGGCGUUGGCGCCCUUGCCAGGUAACCCCGACGCUGCCCGCCCGGCGCGGAGCUGUCCAAAGAGGGCGGCGACCCGCAGGAGCUGUCCGUGGUCCUGAAACCCGCUGCGCGGGAGCCGAGUCAGUUAAAGGCGCGCCGCUGCCCUCCGGGAUCCCCGGCUGAUCCCAUCGUCGAGUUCCAGUCUAGCGCCUCCUCCAGCGCGGAGCUGUCCAAAGAGGGCGGCGACCCGCGGGCUCUCUCCCUGGUGCUGAAAAGCCUUGCGAGAGGAGGAGCGCCAGGAAGGGAUUUUGAACGGUGCACCUUUGCACUCCUUGAUCCUCCUGGCUCGGCUGCUCCCAUCGGUCGGUUCCAGCCCGACGCCUCCUCCUCCCGCCCGGAUCCAGUUGCGCGGCGACUAAGCUACUAGAUCUGGUGGAGAAAGGGGACCCAGCUGCGUCUGCCUUUCCAGGAGCCAUGGCUGCGCUAACGAAGGUGGCCGCCGCCUCUUCCCUGCUGGUGGUGGUCCUCUGCGUGGGUGUCUGCUCUUCAGUCUGCGUUGAAGUACCGUCAGAGACAGAGGCAGUUCAAGGGUCGCGCAUGAAGUUGCUGUGUAUCUCCUGCAUGAAGCGAGAGGAGGUUUCUGCCAACACUCUGGUUGAGUGGUACUAUAAGGCUGAAGGGGGCAUAGAUGAACCUAUCUACAAGUACGAGAAUGAGAAGCAGGAACUUGGGAGCCGCUUCCGUGGUCGGCUCCAAUGGGACGGGAGCAUAGACAUGCAGGAUGUGUCCAUCUCCGUGCUCAACAUCUCUUUGAAUGAUUCGGGGAUCUACACCUGCAAUGUCACUCGGGAAUUCAACUUCGAGGUUCAUCGCCCAGUUGUCACCCGCUCUACACUGAUCCGUCUCACGGUGGUGGAGGAGGCUGGAGAAGACCUCACAUCUGUCAUCUCUGAAAUAAUGAUGUAUAUUCUCUUAGUCUUCCUCACUUUGUGGCUGCUGGUAGAAAUGAUCUACUGCUACAGGAAAGUUGCCAAGGCAGAGGAGGUUGCUCAGGAAAAUGCGACUGACUACCUCGCCAUCCCUUCGGAAAACAAGGAGAAUUGUGCUGUGCCAGUGGAUGAGGAGUAGAAGAUGAAACCACGUAGGCGUACAGUGUGCAAAAAAAGGUGAACAAGCUCUGUGUAAAUCACAUGGCAGCAGGGGCGGGGGCACUGGCUGCUUAGCAAGUCCAAAUCUGUGUGCAGGCACCACCAUGGGGGGGGGCAUUCGUGAUCUCAAGGCCCAAGGAAACUACUGAGCAUAUUUGAAAAUGUUCAGAUAUGAUCUGUGGAUGGAAUGUAGAUUGCCGUAGAGAGGUCUGCAAUGGUUCCAAGUGACUCCAACAGCAAGAACUCUUCCAGGGAUUAUAGAGUAGAAGACAUGGUGCCAUCUUGAGAUUUCCUCCCUUGUUUGUAUUUUGCUGAAGAUAAGGAGUCCAAAGCAGUCUUUCUGAUACAGAAUUCAAAGCACAAGAGACAUAAAAGAAGAUUAGGGGGUCCAAAAGGUAGGUGCACUAAAACUCCUCUUGUAUGUGUGACUUCUACAGGCAGGUGGUGUGUUUUGCCCAUGCAGGUUGUCAUCUAAUCUUCUGAAAGUGGAAGGUGAAUCACAGUCUGGCUCUUUUCCCUUGUUUUCAGGGACUCUGCAGACACAAGGAGUAAGUCACUGCAGCCAGGUUUUGCAGGAGCCCAAGACCAGGAACCAUGAGGAAGCGUAAAUCUGUUUCCGUUUGUCUGGAACAUCGCACUGCUUUGACUUCAUGGCUCUCAUUCCUUGAGCGAUCAGCCCAUUUGUUAAAGACUUUGAGACAUGCAAAGUCAAGGGGGGGGAGAGGUGCAGUACCUUCUCUGUUGCCCAUCGCCUCAACGACUCUGUAAAUACUCAUCUCUCGCUAACACAGACUUUCUUUUGGAUGCAUUCAGACAUCGCAGCUUCCUCAGCAUUAAGUGGCAUUCAUUUAGUCAUCAUUGCUUUUGGUGUUAAUUUCAGUAUGGUGCCCCAGUGAUGUCACAGAACAUGCCCCAGAUUUUCCUAGGGAAGUAGAUGUGGGUCUGUUUUGGCCAAUACCUCCAGAAGCAACUGGAGAGUCAGGCAGAGGCAAUACAGUAAUUAAACUGUUUAGUUUUUCAUGAACCUGUGGUACAGAAGGAGGAAAUGCUCAAGCCAGAGAUGUUUCUGAGGUACAUAGUGCACUGCUAAAAGAGUGGUGAUAUUAUACAGAUACUAGAUUGAGCCCGGGGGUAAGAGUGUGGCCAUGAAGCACCCUCUCUUUGCAUCGUAUGUGAUUUCCAUGUUGCAACACUCCAUAGUAUGUCAUAUACUGUGUGUAAAUAGGACAAGAGUCAUUAACUUGGGCAUUCUGUGAUUUAGUCAAACCCAAGCAGCAAACUUCUAAAAUAAUUUCCGGCAAGAUUCAGAGGGCAGUGGCAAAACACGAUGUUGUGAUGAAAGUUAAAGUUCUCCUUAGCAUUUGACGCAGUGACCGAGAUGCCCAGAAUUGUAGGGGCUUUAAGUCAGGUCACGUGUCCUUUCAUGUACUUGAGAGACUGAAGCAGGAUGGACAAUUCUAACUGAUGGAUCGGUGGAACGUGAACCUGCCAUUUCAAAAAGGAGCACAGUGCAUGGCACUGAAAAAAAUAUAUUCAGCUAUUCCAAUCUCAAAAAGCCUGCCACUUCCAGUACCAUGUUAUGCCCUCCUAUUGCCAUAUACUAUUUUAUUAUCAGGCAGGGGUGACUAAUUCCAGGUUCACAGACCUGAUCUGCCCCCACUGUCAUAUUUUUCUGCCCCCUCUUCCAAGACCCAACCAAUUUUGGCAGCAGUAAAGAAAGAGGAGGAAAUAACACAGAGGGCCAGCCCAGGACCCAGACAGGGAUGCAAAUCUCUCACUUCCCGGUCAUCAGACCAACUUUAAUGAAGAAAGAGGAAGCAAUGCCCACUGCCAUCACCCUUAACUGAUCUGCACAGAUCAGCUGAAGAGGAAGGCUGUCUGCCUAUGUGCAUGGGGUGGUCACAGCCACAAGUUGUCCUUGGAGGGUUGGGCCAAGGUGGGUUUGCCCCCCUGGGCCAGUAAAAAGGCCACCCACCCGUUUGAAGGUCUGCAUUAAUAAAAUCUAAACUUCUAUCUGGUAAUGGUUUGCUUUAUGGUGGGGUAGAACACUGAGCACUAUUUUUCUUUUCAGCAAAGGAAUCUGAAGACCGUGCAGCGGGGGCAAAGAUUAAGCCGAGCUGUUUGGUAGGAUCAUAUUAUUGCCUAGACAUGCAUUAUUUUCUUUCACAGUAAAUGAUAGUAUUAGAAAAAGCAUGAAUAGCAAAGUACUUUGCUGUAGUUAAAGUCCACAAUCCACCACAUAGACUCAUUGUAGACUUAAUGGCAAACCAUGGUUUGUUGCUACAAAUACGAGUGGCAGGGUUAUGCCCCCUUCCCUCCCUCUGCCAUGCUUAUGAUUUCUCUGGGGAGAGUUAAGCCAUGAGCCCAGAUCAUCACAGCAGCAGAACGAGCAGGAUUGCAAUUGGAAGCUUCUGAGCAGAGGUUGCAUGGCCAUGGGCAACCUUCCAGCUCUAAAAUUGGGUAAGUCUACGAUUCUUCUCUAGGAGUCCACAGUGGUUCAUUAAAACCACAUCAUGGUUUAGCUUAGUGCUGUGCGUGAACCAGGUCUGUCUCAGUAAUUUUUGGAGCAACCCUGUAAGCUUUUUUUUUACUCCCCCCCCAAAAAAGUAUAGCAAUGCUGAUGCUCCUCAGCGAGCAUAUACCUGAACUAACUUGUUAACUUAUAUCCGAAGCUUACGAGCUGUAACUCACCUUCCUCAGCAUGUCACGCUUUGUGGAGUUACUCAAAUUGUGAACCAAAGCAGCACCCAUAAUUCCACAUGGCGAAGGGUCCAGCUGCCAUGCCCACUUUAAGCGCACUCCAUCACAUCCUGCAGAAAGUAACAAUGGAGGAGCUUUCUUCGCACUAAGGCCUCCUUCUUGAUUUUGCCCAUGAUUUGCCAUUUAACCCUUGGGAAGUCAUCUGACCCUAAUCCAGUUGAGUCUAAAUCCAGUCUCUGCAUUCUUUACCCGAUAUAAUAAAAUCUGGUAACACCCUCAGCUCUUGAGGUGGAGCAAUAAAGUAGCAGUUCUGGAACCAGGAAAACUUCAGAAGAAUGAAUGGUAAAGAUAACCCCCUUAAUGUUUUCUCUCCCACACCACAACUACUUCCAUAAUUCUUUAAGAAAUAACACUUUCUUCCACCUGCCUUCUAAUGCAGUAGUUCAUAUGGGAUUUCUGAUGGCGAAUACAAUCUCCCUUGGUGGGAUGCCUUACAUGGGCACACAAAGGUAAUCGUGUACAAUGUCUUCAACUCAAAAGGUAGACUGUGUCUUCUGUCUGUGAUGUGUGUGGAAAAGGCACAGGAGACGUAGAAAACAGACAGCAAAAUAAAAAGCAAAAAGAACCCACGCGAUGCUUUUUCUCUCUCUUUUGUUCAUUAUAUUUUAUUCAUACUCUUAUUCCA